This is a messenger RNA of Arabis nemorensis, 672 nucleotides long. The record is from the annotation of a GenBank genome assembly. Lineage: Eukaryota; Viridiplantae; Streptophyta; Magnoliopsida; Brassicales; Brassicaceae.
AUGAUUGAUAAUCUCUUUAAACGCGUCUCUCAUGUAAAUGAUGAAGGUAUCAUGAGGGAGCUCUUGCUUGACUUUGAGUCAAGUUCUAGAGUGAAACCAAAUCACAUUAUCAUUUUCAGAGAUGGUGUGAGUGAAUCUCAGUUUAACCAAGUUCUUAAUAUUGAAUUAGAUCAGAUGAUGCAAGCGUGCAAGUUCCUCGAUGAGAAAUGGGAUCCCAAGUUUACAGUGAUCAUUGCUCAGAACAAUCACCACACCAGGUUCUUUCAGACCAGAGGUCCUGAUAAUGUUCCUCCAGGAACUAUCAAUGACAGCAACAUCUGUCACCUGCAGAACAAUGAUUUCUAUCUUUGUGCUCGUGCUGGAAUGAUUGGAACUACAAGGCCAACACAUUACCAUGUGCUCUACGACGAGAUUGGAUUUUCAACAGAUGACCUCCAAGAACUAGUCCAUUCUUUAUCCUCUGUCUACCAGAGAAGCACCACUGCCAUCUCAGUCGUUGCACCUAUUUGUUAUGCUCAUUGGGCAGCUGCACAGAUGGGAACUAUGAUGAAGUUUGAGGACAUGUCAGAGACUUCAUCGAGCCAUGGCGGGAUCACGACAUCUGGACCAGUCCCUGUGCCUCCCAUGCCAAAGCUGAACAAGAAUGUUGCUACCUCAACGUUCUUCUGCUGA